GAUGCGCUUUCUGUAAUAAACCGAUAUGGCACCGCCAUCAAUACAACAUCGUCGCACGCACAAUCUACUGUUAAUCUCCAAAUUGCUCAACCAACGCGAUGCAGCAUCGCCUUUCACGUUGGUUCUCGAUAGCCUUGAGCAAUCGGCGAGGCCGCUAUUAGUCGAACAGAUCAAGCGCGCGAAUGCGGCGAAAGUUUCAGUGAUUUUCGUGUCGUUUGAAACACUCCGAAAACCUCACGCCGUCGAGCAUUUUGUCGAGGCUUGGAAACAGACCCCGCAAGCAUGGCAGAAAAAUUUAAACGCUCUCGUGAAGAGUGCUCAGACUCAGAGGGUAUCAUUGAUUUUCGAUAACAUCAAUGCACUGAGUGCUGCCGUGAACAUAAACUUGCCGGGCCUGCUCUCGAGUUUCAUAGCACCGACUAUCUCGCUCACAGCUGUGUGUCACCUCGAUGUAUCACCGUUGGUCAAUGGUGAUAGGACAGUCGAUGCAUAUUCUCCGUCUCCCUUGACGCUACUGAGAUAUCUGGCGACAACUGUGAUUACAGUGCACUCGUUACACCACAUUCUCGUCGCGAAAGCUGCACGAGAAAGAAGCCACCCUGAGCCUGUUCAUGGGCUUGAAGAAGGCCUUGAUGGUGUUGUGCAAGGUCUGGGGGCUAACGACACUGAUGGCGUGGUCCUCGAGCUGGAAUACCGUCGGCGCAGUGGACGUGGAGUGCGUGCAUGGUACGUUCUCCCGCUAGGCACCAGCAAACAAAAGAUUGGGCCUGUCGAUUCAGGCAUAUCGCGGGAGCAGAUAAUCCUCCUCGAGGACCAUCCAGCGUAUCGUUCCAACCAGACAUCAGCGGAGGAUGCUUCAUCCAAUGAUGACCCAGCUGGUGUCACUUUCGAACUUGGACUUACGCAGAAGCAACGAGCCGACCGCGAAGGAGUCGUCUUGCCAUAUUUCGAUGCCCAAAAGGGCGGAGGUGAGGGAGGGAGAAUACUGUACGACAUGGGUGAAGUUGACGAUUUUGAUGAAGAAGAGGAUGAGAUAUGAGUGUCGCUAAGGGGAAAAUUGAGGAUGCACUCUUGAAAAGUUUGACAAAGCAAUACGAGCUCAAACGACAACAGGCAGCGUGUGCAGGAAAGCAUUUUCCUGCUUUGGCAUUAUUAUAAUAUAUUGCUCAUCGUUGAAGUUGCAAGGCCGAAAUUGGAACCAGAGAUCAAACCCUCC
Dissoconium aciculare CBS 342.82 is the source of this 1216-nucleotide messenger RNA. RefSeq lists its product as uncharacterized. The record is from RefSeq and is a predicted model, not a curated record. The transcript is spliced from 3 exons. Gene Ontology annotation, molecular function: tRNA binding. NCBI's taxonomy places the organism in Eukaryota, Fungi, Ascomycota, Dothideomycetes, Mycosphaerellales, Dissoconiaceae. Bases 26 to 1039 code for a protein of 337 amino acids. Gene Ontology annotation, biological process: tRNA wobble uridine modification. Gene Ontology annotation, cellular component: nucleus; cytosol; elongator holoenzyme complex.